AUGGCAAUACGCUCACCGUCGCAGCUCUUCCGUGUGGCUAUGAUUUUAGCUCUUUGUGCGACUCCCCUUCUUCUUCUUUUUUUGUGGCCCACUUAUUUUUCGUUGCUGAAGAGUGUUUCCUCUUGUAACCAUUUAGAGUACUUAUAUGGUAUUAUUUUCGAUGCUGGCAGCUCCGGAAGCAGAAUUCAUGUAUAUAAAUUUCAAAAAGAAGAUUCUUUCUUAUCACUGAAAGAAGAAUUUUAUAAGGAAGUGGAGCCUGGUCUUUCUUCUUAUAAUUCCGCUGUGGAUGCUGCUGACUCUCUGUUACCUUUACUCGACUGUGCUAAAGCCUUCAUUCCUGAAAAAUAUCAAAGGGAAACUCCUCUUCUACUUAAGGCUACGGCAGGUUUGCGCCAAAUUGGAGAAGAAGAAGCCCAGAAAAUUUUAGAUGAGGUUCGUAACCUCUUUCGUAAGCAACCUUUUUCUUUCUCAGACGAGAACAAUCAAGUUUCUAUAUUAGACGGUGGAGAUGAAGGACUUUUUGCUUGGGUCACCGUUAAUUAUUUGGAGGGCUUUCUUGGACAAUCCAGCGAGCCCACCUGCGGAAUUCUCGACCUUGGCGGCGGUUCUACUCAGAUCGCAUUUGCAGUGGAGCCUACUAUUUCUAAGGGUUUGGGGGGCCGUGUUAAGCAGCAUCGCUUUGGCAAUCAAACGUACGCUGUAUACACUCACAGCAUCCCAGGAUACGGGCUUUAUUCUGCCCGUAAAGCUGUACUUUUAAAUGCCAAUUCUUCAGGCGUUUGCGUGCUUCCAUACUAUAAAGGUGUGUGGGAAAAUGUAACCGUCAUGGGCGGAAAAGAUGUUCUUGGCAACAAUGAGAAAUGUGAGCAGUUUAUAGUUUCUUCCUUUUUUCAAACAAAAGAGGAAUGCGUAAACCAAGACCCGUUGUACAGAUGCCUGGUAGACGGCGCACUCCAACCAGUGCUUACCAACAGACGUUUUCAUGCCUUUUCGUUUUACUAUGAUCGAGCCGCUGAUCUCAGGUUGCUAAAGGAUCACCGUACCAUGUUAGCCCCUCGGGCUUAUAAGGAUGCUGCAGAGAAGGUGUGCGGCUUGAAGGAGGAUGCAGUCAAGUCGACCUACACCGUCCUUAAAGAGGGGGACGCCCGAUUUCUGUGCUUAGACAACUUGUAUAUAUACGCUCUCCUGUCUCACUUGGGGUUUUCUGACGACCAGCAGUUGCACAUUACCCGGAAACUCAACGGCUUCGAGACCGGUUGGUGCCUAGGCGCGAUGGUGCACUACUUAAUUAGUCUGGAGUGACGGUUUCUUUUCUUCAAGCUUUGAUUAAAAUACAAAUUAGCGGAUCGCUUAUUUACUGUAAAGCUUUCUGGAGCUUUUAAGGGGGGAUGUAAAGGAGGUGAGAAUGCGGGCUAUGGGACUUUUAACCUAAUGAA
Messenger RNA from Zophobas morio, 1436 nucleotides. Its product is annotated as ectonucleoside triphosphate diphosphohydrolase 5-like. The transcript is spliced from 14 exons. The coding region runs from base 1 to 1302 and encodes 433 amino acids. Lineage: Eukaryota; Metazoa; Arthropoda; Insecta; Coleoptera; Tenebrionidae. Gene Ontology annotation, molecular function: hydrolase activity. The record is from RefSeq and is a predicted model, not a curated record.